UAAUUUGUGCGACCAUUUUGUCCUUUCUCUUACAUGCCAAAUAUUAUCCUCUGGAUGACAAUCUCGGAAGUCGAUAACAAAGAGGGGACAAAGUGUUACCAUUUGAAAAUUGAGGGAGUUUUAAUUGCAAGUGAAAGUUUGGGGCUAAAGUAUCACUGCCUCAAGAUAAGGGUAGUAAUAUGAAAUCUAUCCUCAGUUUUAUUCCCAAAGUCGAAACUCAAAAUAAUUAGCCUUGCAGUUCACACUAAGGAGACGGGUUCGGUUGCACACAUAUCGCGUCACACUGGCAGCCCACUAUCCACUCUUUCCGGCACAAGAAAAUGGUGAGAUAUUCCCAAUGCACGGAGGGAAUUGGCGGUAAGGCGAACUCACAGAGUGUUCUCAUAACCUGUACUGACCGCACAUUGGGAACAUCUCCCGUUGUUGAAUUUAUUAUUCACGGGGAUGUCUGUGAGGUCGGUGUGAAGAACGCUCGGUGAGGAACAAUCCCAAUUUCCGAUAAGGAUCUCUAGAGGUCGCCCGUGGCCCUCCCAAGGAGUCUUCGGUGCUGCUGCCCGCCCGUCCGCCCGCCCGUCCGCCCGCCCGCUCGUCCAUCUCUGUGAAUCGAGGAACAAAAUCUCCAAAACCUUGUAGGCUUGUAUUAUUCUCCAAGGCACUGAGCUUGUUGAAUUGAACCACAAUUCUUGGGAAUUGGGAUGGAAUUUCUUCUUCCUUGGCGGUCCCUGAGAUAGAAUGAUUUGACAUGUUCGAUCCAGAGGCAGAAUGCGCAAGGUCGCCGGAAAUAAUCAAAAUCACCUCCGCUUCCCCGUCGGCCGUCACUCCGGUGGAUCUCUGUCGCUGUGUACUCUUCCGACUUCGGUCGCUCGAGAAGAGAAUCAAGAGAUGGCGGGGAUAAGUUGUUCUCGUUCGCACCUACUUUUAGUAUAGAUUAGAUUCCUGAUCCCUCUCAUCAAUGAAUUGGAUCUACUUCAAUGAAUGUGAUCGGACAUGUUUAAUAACCGUUGAUCGUGAAUCUCAAUUCUCAUAGAAGUGCCUUUACAGCUUUACUGUGAUGGAUGGGUCCCACCCACCCGAUCCAUUUUAUUGGAAAUAGACGAUUACACCUCCCGGCUCCCGGGCUCCCACCGUUAUCGCUUUUUUUUUCUCUGCAAUUUGGUCACCUCUCUCUCUCUCUCUCCAUCUGUUUUGGAUGGAUUAGAAGAACAACUUCGAAUCCUGAGUACUAGGUUUCCAGUUCGACAAUGGAAGGCUCUCCAGAAGAAGAGGUUCUUCAGCAGCACAAGCUCUGUGGUUUCGUCUGUGCUGUUCUUUCUGUGAAUUCACCUAACCAGCAUGAACAGAACGACCAAUCCAAAGAGCUAGCUAUUGGGACGCGUUGCUACAUCUUCGGAGAAGGGUCCGCUGUGGGUUUUCGCUGCGAAGAUGGUACAGUGUUAUCGUUAAUUCAAUGCGGUGGAAAUCCGGCAUUGGAUAUAGUAGAUUCGAAAGAGAAUUCUGAGAUCAAUUGUGGGAUUUUGACCCCCGAUUCUGGGAAGCGCAAGGUUAUUGCGAGUGAGUGUGGGUCUUCAAGGAAGAAGAGGCGGGUAAUUGGACUUGUUCAUGGUAGCAUGAGCGUGGUCCGUCAGCUUCACGCUUUGACAGUGAAUAAGUGUUUGGAAAUUGUCGCCAGAGUAGUUAAGAGUGUGGUUCGUAACAGUGGGGAAGCAAGGGCUGUUGUGUUGCUUGAUGUGUAUUUGCCAAUAGCGUUAUGGUCAGGUUGGCAGUUCCCCAGAUCAGGGUCAACGGCAGCUGCUCUGUUCAGGCACUUGAGUUGUGACUGGGAACAGAGAAACUUCAUGCUCGCCAGUGAUGGAAAUCAGUGUAAAUUUACUUAUGUGGAUGAUGGGAGAAUUUGGAACCUUUCAGAUUGUCAUGUUUUCGGAUGUAAUAUGCAUUAUGAUGAGCUUGGAUCUUCUAAGAAAAGGAGGUUUGAGCUUCAUGAAAUUUUUAAGAGCUUACCCGGUAUAACAAAGGAGGGAAAGGUUUAUUCAACAAGAAUAAAACCGGCAGAUGCAUCUCCUAGUUCAGGCAUUUGGGAUGUCUCAGAUGAUGUGUUGAUUAAUAUCCUAACUGCACUUGGACCAAUGGAUCUUGUUAGGAUUGCAGCCACUUGCCGACAUCUAAGGUCCUUAGCUGCUUCAAUCAUGCCAUGUAUGAAGCUCAAACUUUUUCCUCAUCAGCAGGCAGCAGUUGAAUGGAUGUUACAACGUGAACACAAUGCUGAAGUCUUGGCACAUCCUUUGUAUAUGGAUUUCUCAACUGAUGAUGGAUUCCAUUUUUAUGUGAAUGCUGUUACUGGUGAAAUAGCAACUGGAGUUGCUCCAACCAUCAGGGAUUUCCGUGGGGGUAUGUUUUGUGAUGAACCAGGCUUAGGUAAGACUAUAACUGCUCUUUCACUAAUUCUGAAGACACAAAGAACACUAGCAGACCCACCAGAUGGGGUAGAAGUAACAUGGUGUAUGCAUAAUCCUGACCUGAAAUGUGGCUAUUAUGAGCUUAGUUCUGGUCAUUUCUCACCUGGUAAUUUCAUGUCAUCAUGGAAAAGGAUUGUAGGUCAGAAUGGACGAAGAGGACAAAUCUGUACAGAUAAGUUUAUUUCAGCAACAAAUUCCAAAUCCUCAUCAAAGAGAUCAAGAUUACCGGUCUCUGAUGCGCUGUAUGGAAGGUCUACUGUUUCCUGUCCUAGCAAAUUGGAAAUUACAUCUUCCACAGCUGCACACUCUUUGCCAGCGGCACAUGUCCUUAGAUGCACAAGGAGUUUGAGUCGUGUAAAGAGAAAUCUUCUAAAUCAAUAUGAAGGAGCUUCAGGCCUUCCAAAACACAGCAGGGUUAGAAAUGAUGGAAUAAAAAGGAGACAUGCUUCCAUUGGCUCAAGAAAUAUCUCUCUGGAAAAGCGAGCUAUGCCAUCCAAAUUGUCAAACCGUUCUAAGAAUCUUAAGAAAGCUAGUAUUGAACACUCUGAGUAUAGUGAAACUUGGGUUCAGUGUGAUGUGUGUCACAAGUGGCGAAAACUUUCAGACAAAAGUAUACCAGAUGCUACUGCAGCAUGGUUUUGUAGCAUGAACACUGAUCCACUACAUCAAAGUUGUGCCAUUCCAGAGGAAUCUCAUGACUAUAACCGGUCUAUAACAUAUUUACCAGGGUUUUACACUAAAGGAACCCGAGGAGGAAAGGAGCAAAAUGUGUUGUUUUUCACAAGUGUGCUUAAAGAUCAUUAUCCAUUGAUAAAUUCUGAGACAAGAAAGGCUUUAACUUGGUUAUCUAAACUUUCUCAGGACAAACUCUUAGAAAUGGAAACAACUGGCUUGAUGCGUCCUGUCUUGGAUACACGUAUGGUUUCUGACGUUGAUGCCAAUGGAUACCAUAAAAUAUUUCAAUCCUUUGGUCUGAUAAAGAGAGUUGAAAAGGGUAUUGUUCGAUGGUAUUACCCAUGCAGGCUUGUCAAUUUGGCUUUUGAUUUGGCAGCACUUCGAAUUGCUCUCACCAAACCAUUAGAUAUAUUCAGGUUAUAUUUGUCAAGAGCAACUCUUAUUGUUGUCCCAGCAAAUUUAGUAGAUCAUUGGAAGGCACAAAUCCAAAAGCAUGUCAAACCAGGACAUCUGCGCAUCUAUGUCUGGACUGAUCAGAGAAAGCCCAGUGCACAUAGUCUGGCAUGGGACUAUGAUAUUGUCAUAACCACCUUUAAUCGCUUAAGUGCAGAAUGGGGUCCCCGUAAGAAGAGUGUAUUAGUGCAAGUGCAUUGGCUUAGAAUAAUGCUAGAUGAAGGACACACCCUUGGUUCAAGUCUUAGCUUGACAAACAAAUUGCAAAUGGCUAUUUCAUUAACAGCUUCAAAUCGAUGGAUAUUAACUGGAACACCAACUCCAAAUACACCCAACAGUCAAGUAUCACAUCUUCAACCCAUGCUUAAGUUUCUCCAUGAGGAAGCAUAUGGACAGAACCAGAAGUCAUGGGAGGCUGGCAUUCUUAGGCCAUUUGAGGCAGAAAUGGAAGAAGGCCGUUUGCAUCUGCUGCAGCUACUUCAAAGGUGCAUGAUUAGUGCCAGAAAGAAAGAUUUGCAAACAAUUCCUCCUUGCAUCAAGAAAGUGACUUUUGUUGAUUUCACUGAGCAACAUGCAAGAAGUUACAAUGAAUUGGUAGUCACUGUUCGCCGCAAUAUUUUAAUGGCUGAUUGGAAUGAUCCUUCUCAUGUGGAGAGCCUCUUGAACCCAAAACAGUGGAAGUUCCGCAGCACCACAAUCAGAAACGUGAGGCUAUCAUGCUGUGUGGCUGGACAUAUUAAAGUAACAGAUGCCGGUCAGGAUAUUCAGGAAACCAUGGAUAUUUUAGUGGAACAGGGUCUUGAUCGUGAUUCAGAAGAGUAUGUUGUGAUUAGAAAUUAUCUCCUUAAUGGUGGUAACUGUUUCAGGUGCAAAGAGUGGUGCCGCCUUCCUAUUAUUACACCUUGUAGGCAUCUUCUAUGCCUUGACUGUAUCGCAUUGGAUAGUGAAAGGUGCACUUCCCCCGGUUGUGGUUACUCUUAUGAGAUGCAGAGUCCUGAAAUAUUAACUCGUCCUGAAAAUCCUAAUCCAAAAUGGCCUGUUCCCAAAGAUCUUAUUGAGUUACAACCUUCUUACAAACAGGAUAACUGGGAUCCUGAUUGGCACGCAACAUCAAGCAGCAAAGUUGCUUAUCUUGUGGAAAGGUUGAAAGAAUUGCAGGAGGCCAAUAAAAAAAUAGGAUGCUCUACAGAUAAGGAGGAAGAUGUAGAGCUCUCUCAUUCACUUCCUUUGCUCCCUCAGAAAAGACGCUGGAAUGUGUUCCUUAAUCAAGAGGAUUACAGCAAAACAAAUGUUGAGUCUUACAAGUUACUUCCUGAGAAAGUGAUAAUAUUUUCUCAGUUCCUUGAACAUAUACAUGUCAUUGAACAGCAGUUAACAGGUGCUGGCAUAAAAUUUGCUGGAAUGUAUAGUCCAAUGCAUUCUUCAAACAAGAUGAAGUCAUUGGCAAUUUUCCAGCAUGAUGCAAAUUGUAUGGCUCUUUUGAUGGAUGGAAGUGCAGCUCUGGGUCUUGAUUUGAGCUUUGUCACUUGUGUAUUUUUGAUGGAACCUAUCUGGGACAGAAGUGUGGAGGAACAAGUCAUUAGUCGAGCACAUCGAAUGGGUGCUACUCGCCCUAUUCAUGUGGAAACUUUGGCCAUGCGUGGCACCAUUGAAGAGCAAAUGCUUGAAUUCUUACAGGAUGCUAAUGGAUGUAGAAAAAUCAUGAAGGAAGAGAUUGGACGAACUGAUUGUGUAGGUGCAAGAGCACAUCGUACAUUGCAUGAUUUUGCUGAGAGCAAUUACUUGGCCCAGCUUAGCUUUGUGCGGACAAGUGCUAACAUUUAAAGGUAAGUGGCUGACUUGUAUUCAAUUAUACUUCAAGGAGUCAGUUUGACAAAUGUAACUUUGUGUAUGAUACGUUUAGGGAUAGUUCAACAUUAUUAACAAUGCCAAUUCAUUCACUGUUGUAUGUGUAUCUAGGCAGACAGUUCAGGUGGCUGAACAUGUACAUGGAUAGAUGUGGUUUAUAUUGAAAAAACAAAAAAAAAACAAAUAAUAUGACCUCAGAGCAGAAUGGAGGUACAGAUUUGUGCUUCCGACUAUAUUUAGGUAGCUGGUUGACACAGGUGAUGAUGAUGAAUUUGUAUCCUUGUAUUCAUUAAACACUGUCUUGUUAUACUAUCAUGUACCAAUACGGGUAGGAGAAUCCCAUUAUUUCAGUCGUUCUUGUACUGUGUUAUCAAUCAAAAUACUGUGUAUUAUUCCUUUC
Messenger RNA from Nelumbo nucifera (sacred lotus), 5829 nucleotides. RefSeq names its product F-box protein At3g54460-like. Gene Ontology annotation, cellular component: nucleus. Gene Ontology annotation, molecular function: protein binding; ATP binding; zinc ion binding. The record is from RefSeq and is a predicted model, not a curated record. Gene Ontology annotation, biological process: DNA repair. Lineage: Eukaryota; Viridiplantae; Streptophyta; Magnoliopsida; Proteales; Nelumbonaceae.